This is a messenger RNA of [Torrubiella] hemipterigena, 1725 nucleotides long. Lineage: Eukaryota; Fungi; Ascomycota; Sordariomycetes; Hypocreales; Clavicipitaceae. The record is from the annotation of a GenBank genome assembly.
CGCUACUGUGGCACGGCGGGUCCGCAUGACCUUGUCCAGGGACGUCAGCGCAGCUUGCGUACUCCUCACGCCACCGUUGUUGUGAUGCUUUCAACAUCGCCAGAAAACCAGCAACCGCAAGGAUGGAAAGCUCAGAGGCGCUUCUAAAUUCAUCAAGGGAUGACGCGCAGGUGGAAACCGUCAGCCAUCAACCUGCGGCCAGCCGGCGGUCUGCCCUCUCCCGACCAGAGCACCUGGUAGUGGCGCUCACGUUUGCGGCUGGUAUCAGCGGUUUGCUCUUUGGAUAUGAUACGGGUGUUGUUUCGUCGACCUUGGUCUCUACGGGAACCUCGCUUUCGCACCGCCAGCUGACGGACAUUGACAAGUCACUAAUUACGUCGGCCACGUCGCUCUUUGCCCUUAUCACGUCACCGCUAUCGUCUCUAUUGGCCGAUAGGUUUGGUAGAAAACGAGUCAUUCUAUAUGCAGACAUUUUGUUCGUUGCUGGUGCGCUGCUGCAGGCGGCCGCAUCCGAGGUGUCUACCAUGGUUGUUGGCCGCUGCAUCAUUGGCGCUGGCGUCGGCGCAGCAAGCUUUGUUGUCCCACUGUACAUUUCCGAGAUUGCUCCAGCAGCUCACAGAGGCCGACUUGUUACUACAAAUGUUGUCUUUAUCACACUGGGUCAAAUGAUUGCCUACAUCACUGGGUAUCUGCUCAAUCUGCUCGGUCCACAAGAGUCAGCCUGGAGGUGGAUGGUUGGCCUGGGAGCUGUACCAGCCAUAGGACAGGCAUUGCUGCUAUCUUUAAUGCCCGAGACGCCGCGAUGGCUAAUGAAGGCUGGGCAGAUGGACAACGCUCGUGCUGUGGUUUCCAGUGUUCACACAGCCGGCCAUGACAUUGAUGGCAUCAUGAUGCUUAUCGAGAGAGAGGCAAGAGAGGAGCGCGAAGCCAGACUGACACAGUCUGCGAAUACAUCGAUAGGCAUGGCUACAUGGAGAGAGCUGAUUACUGUGGAUGCCAACAGACGAGCGCUUGUGAUUGCAUGUACCUUGCAGGGCCUCCAACAGCUAUGCGGAUUUAACUCACUCAUGUACUUUUCGGCAACGAUAUUCACCAUGGUUGGGUUUGCCAGCCCCAUCUUGGCAUCGCUGACGGUGGCAGUCACCAAUUUUGUGUUUACCUUGGUAGCUCUGGUACUGAUUGACCGCAUUGGACGACGCAAGAUACUGCUUUAUUCGAUUCCGUUUAUGAUAGCCGGGCUUGUUAUAGCUGCAGUCGGAUUCAUGGGACUUCAGGUGCCCAGUGUGGAAGAAGAGGCAGUUGUCAUUGUCAUGCGGCCGGAGCCGGAUAACACAAAGCCAGCGGCACUGAUCCUGAUGAGUAUUAUCCUGUACGUUGCAUCCUACGCGCUGGGCCUGGGCAAUGUGCCGUGGAUGCAAAGCGAGCUGUUCCCGCUAUCGGUGCGAUCUCUUGGCAGCGGCCUGGCGACAGCCACCAACUGGUCUGCCAACUUUGUGGUGGGCCUGACGUUUCUGCCGCUGAUGACACUCAUGACCCCGCCUCUUACGUUUAUCAUGUAUGCUGCCAUUUGCGGUGCGGGCCUGGGUGCGGUGUGGAAGGUGUAUCCGGAAACCGCGGGGCUGAGCUUGGAGGAGACGACGAAGCUGCUGGAGCAUGGAUGGGGAGUCGCACAAUGAGCGUGCUAUGCAUUUAAAUUGCCAUUGAAAUACUAUUAUAUUCCAUUGU